AGAGAGGAGAGAGAGAGGCGAAAAAAGCCAGAGAGGCAGGUAGUCUCCAACUCUGCUUCCAACAAGAAAGGGGACUGGAUGGAGUGGGGAUGGACCGCCACAGGAUUGGAGGAUUGUUGCUCUCGGUGUGGCCCCUCGCCAAGCCCAUAUGUCUUUAUAUAGUGUAAACACACGAGGAGACGGUCCUGUGCGCGCAUCCACUCUGCCGAGCACUCAACUUCGUCCAGCAUCUUCCACUUGACCUCAACUCUGCUCUCCUCACGCCAUGGCCGCGUCGAGCCAUCUCCUCUCGCUCUUGCUGGUCCUCAUGGCGGGGAGCCUCGCGACCGAGGCGACCUACUACCGGCCCCACCGCUACUUCCCACACUUCAUCCGCUUCCGCCAGCCUCACGCCCACAUGGAAAACCACCUCCCGGAGGUCGUGAACCCGGCGCCCGCUCCCCGCCACCGCGGCGUGCCGAGGUAUCGCGUCAUCCCCCACGUCAUCGACACGACACCCGAAGACAUCCAGAGUUUACCGGAGGCUAUCCACCCGGAGCCCGAAGUCGUCCACCACCCGGCGCCCGAAGUCGUCCACCCGGCGCCCGAGCCUCACUACCGAUCGGCGCCUCGAGCCAACCUGACCCGGGUCUUCUACGGCGUCAUGUUCGACGCGGGCAGCACCGGCACCAGGAUCCACAUCUAUAAAUUCAUUCAGAAAGACCCAGUUGAGCUGCCAGUUCUGGACAACGAAAUGUACCAUGCAGUGAAACCUGGACUUUCUGCUUAUAAAGACAACCCUGAGGAAGGCGGCAACACAGUGCGUCAGUUGCUGAAGAUAGCUAAGAAAACCGUGCCAGAGGAGGAGUGGAGGAGGACCCCGGUGGUCCUGAAGGCCACGGCGGGCCUGCGCCUGCUUCCCGAGGACAAAGCCGUCGCUCUUUUGAACGAGGUGCGACAUGUUUUUCACGAGUCUCCCUUCUAUGUGCCAAGCAACAGUGUCACCAUUAUGAAUGGAACAAAUGAAGGAGUCUUGGCCUGGGUCACGGUGAACUUCCUUACAGGCCACUUGUAUUCCAACACAAAGAGGACAGUGGGCAUCCUGGACUUGGGAGGAGGCUCUACACAAAUCACCUUUCUUCCAAAGUCAAAGAAAACUGUUGAAUCUGCUCCCCAUAGUUACAUUGCCAAAUUCAACUUGUUCAAUAGUACAUAUCAGCUCUACACACACAGCUACCUUGGAAAUGGACUGUAUGCGGCUCGGUUGGCAACUCUUGGAGCACUGGGAGCUGAUGGUCUCGAUUGGAAAGUCUUCACCAGUUCCUGCCUCCCAAAGAAGUUCAGAGAAGAAGUGACUUUUGGUGGAACCACUUACAAAGUCAGCGGAGUUCCAGAUGGCUACGCGGGCUACAAGCUGUGCUACUACGAGGUGAUGAAGGUCAUCAAGGGAAUCGUGCAUCAGCCUUAUGAGGUGAAAGGCAGCAGCGUGUUCUAUGCUUUCUCCUACUACUUUGACAGAGCCGUGGAGUCCGGCCUCAUUGAUGACAGCCGAGGCGGUGCAAUCGAAGUCAGGGAUUUUAAGAAGCGAGCCAAAGAGGUGUGCAACAAAAUGACCCAAUACCGUGCCAUCAGCCCCUUCCUGUGCAUGGACAUGACGUACAUCACCUGCUUGCUCAAGGAGGGCUUCGGCUUCAAGGACAACACCGUGCUGCAGCUGGCCAAGAAGGUGAACAACGUGGAGACCAGUUGGGCCUUGGGCGCCACCUUCGACUACUUCAGGAACCUCAACAUCCACUAAGGGCAGCUCAAGGGCAACGCAGUCAGCACUGAGAGGGACAUUUUUGUCACUGCGGGGUUUCCCUCCCUCACAGACACACCCAGUUUCAUCCCGCCCACCCUCCUCAUCAGCCGGCAAACACCACCAGAGCUGUUUCAGACAAAAAAAUAAUAAAUCACGAUAUUUUUAUAAGGCCAGCUAUUUCUACUGUACCUUGAGCCCAUGACUGCUGGGCUGACUUUAUUUUUGUAAAGCAUCUUUUUGGGUUACCAACGGGUGUUUGGAAAUGUGUCUUCACCUUGCUGUCCAGUGCGCGGGGCCUAGUUUGUAGUCACGGUGGUUUGACCGCCGCCCGGUUGUGAGC
Molecule: messenger RNA, 2120 nt
Organism: Hippocampus zosterae (dwarf seahorse)
Lineage: Eukaryota; Metazoa; Chordata; Actinopteri; Syngnathiformes; Syngnathidae
Gene: entpd5a
Product: ectonucleoside triphosphate diphosphohydrolase 5a
Exons: 13
Coding region: 266-1777 (503 amino acids)
Biological process (GO): nucleoside diphosphate catabolic process
Cellular component (GO): membrane
Molecular function (GO): UDP phosphatase activity; GDP phosphatase activity
Source: RefSeq, a predicted model, not a curated record